AUGGACGAGAUUUAUAUUUCGACAAUCCCAAAGUCAAAUGAAGUUCAAGAAAUGCAUUUACUCCCUUGUAAUAUUAAGUACAAUGGAAAAGCGAACGUAAAUGCAUAUUUUCUCAUCGAAGAAUUGGACACAAAUCAAUCUGCAAAUAUGGACGAUGAUGCAACUAGCUACAUCUUUAAAGAAACAAAUCAACCUCCAAUUUCUCAACAAACUUCUAUGAAUGACCCCGAUGAAAGGACGCGUUAUUGGGACAUUGCACAAACAUUCCAGUCGUUCAUGCUUUGGGAUCAAGACGACGCUCCCGACUCGAAUGAUUGUGUCGUUAAAGCAAUGGAUUGGAUGAACGUAGCGAGAUGUAUUCAUGAACCUACCCCACCACCAACAUAA
This is a messenger RNA of Paraglomus occultum, 387 nucleotides long. NCBI's taxonomy places the organism in Eukaryota, Fungi, Glomeromycota, Glomeromycetes, Paraglomerales, Paraglomeraceae. The record is from the annotation of a GenBank genome assembly.